CAUACAUAUACGUCAAUGAAGUCUAACUAAGUAUAGGUUAUAAACUAAUCAAAAAAAUAUAUUUAUUAUAAUUUAAAAUCAAAAUUAUGUGGUGUAAAAAAAGUUUUAUUUAUAAGUUUAAAAAUUUCUUUAAUCUUACUAUCCAAAAGAAAUAUAGCGUAAUUGCAUCUGUUUUAGAGAAUGCAAAUAUCGGAGAAAAUGCAGAAGUUAGGGGAUGGGUUAAAAAUCUACGUGUUCAAAAAGAGCUUAUAUUCGCCGAUGUGAAUGACGGUUCAUGUGCUCAAAAAUUGCAAAUUAUCAUUCCUAAAGAACUGAAAACAGACGCACUCACUUACGGCAGCUCUGUACACAUUAGAGGCAAACUGUCUAAAAGUCCUAGAGGUCAAUUAGAACUCGUAGCAGAGAAUGUAAAGGUCCUCGGACCUUGUGUUGUUUUGGAUGGUUACCCAUUCAAUCCUAGAACUACACACCCGCCGGAGUAUAUCCGCCAGUAUAUACAUUUACGUUCUAGAACAAACUUUUUAUCCUCUAUAUUGAGAGUUCGUAGUUCAGUAACAAAACACAUCCAUGACUUUUAUUCUUCAAAAAAAUAUUUGAAUGUGCAUACACCAAUAUUAACUUCAAAUGACUGUGAAGGAGCUGGUGAAGUGUUUAAAGUGCAGCCAGACUGUGAGGACACUAUAAAAGCAAUGAUGCAGGAUGGGAAGGAUAAAGAUACAGUUUAUUUCGGCUCAAAAACAUAUUUGACAGUAUCUGGACAGUUGCAUUUAGAAGCUAUCUGUAGGGGAAUGGGCAAUGUUUACACUCUAGGACCCACAUUCAGAGCUGAGAAUGCAAGAUCGAGACUACAUUUAUCAGAGUUUUACAUGCUAGAAGCUGAGUUGGCUUUUUGUUACAGCUUAGAGCAAUUACAAAAUCACAUAGAAGAAUUAUUAAAGUAUAUCUUCAUUGAAACAAGACAUACAAAUGAAGCUGAUUUAUCUUUGAUUGACAAGGAGAACAGUAAACCACCAGCAUGGUUGCAAAAAAAGUUUGCCACUCUCACAUAUGAUGAAGCUCAAGAUAUUUUAAAGAAAAAAAAGGUGGUUAAUACAGAAAAUGGACUAAAUAAAGAACAAGAGUUGGCGCUUGUAGAUUACUGCAAUGGUGCACCUGUUUUUAUUGUAAGAUGGCCUAAAGAUCUUAAAAGUUUUUAUAUGAAGGAAUGCCAGGAUGAUAAUACCAAGGUCGAGGCAUUAGAUUUACUCGCACCAAUAACAGGCGAAAUAGUUGGAGGCAGUCUCAGAGAGGAUGAUUAUGACAGAUUGAAAUCAAAACUACCAUCAGACAAACUAAAUUGGUAUUUAGAGUUGAGAAAGUUUGGUAACAUCCCCACUGGUGGUUAUGGACUUGGUUUGGAGAGGCUAUUACAGACUAUGUGUGGUAUCACUAACAUUAAAGAUACACUACCUUUUCCAAGAUGGCCCCAUAAUUGUAGUAUGUAGUACGCUGUGUAAAUAAUAGGGAAACCCUGUGUUCUUUAUAAACAAAAUGUAGAUUUUAAAAUUGCUGAUAUUCUAUGAAUAUCGCAUGUGAUAAUUUAUCAAUGUAUAAAUACUGUUGUAUAAAUUAAAUAUUUUAUUCUAAUUCAAACAUCAUCCGUCAAAUGGAUGGAUGUAGAUAUGUGCAUUGUAUUGUGAAAACAUCAAUUGUUACAAAUUGUCUUAAAAUAUCUCAAAUAGUCCAUUUAGAAUAGUUAUAAGAAAACCAGAUCAAUUAAAAAAUAUUUAAUUGACUCUACCAAAUUGAACCCAGGAACUUGUACAAAUUAAUGUAAGCUGUCACCAUAUAAUAUAAUGCCUAUCACUGAGCCAUGAAAGAGGAAUACAAAAUCUUUUUUUGCAUUUAAAAAUAAAUACUAGAUAACAUUUAGUAAUUAAAUUUACUUAUAUAUAUGGUACAGGACAGACCAAAAAUUAUUUUUAUUUUUACAGUGAAUUGCUUAUAUAGAAAAUUAUUUGUAAUCAAACUUAGAUUAAGUUAAAAUUAUUUAUUAAUAAAUUCUUGAAAAUAAA
Galleria mellonella (greater wax moth) is the source of this 2054-nucleotide messenger RNA. It is a transcript of the gene AsnRS-m, whose product is annotated as probable asparagine--tRNA ligase, mitochondrial. Bases 87 to 1484 code for a protein of 465 amino acids. Lineage: Eukaryota; Metazoa; Arthropoda; Insecta; Lepidoptera; Pyralidae. The record is from RefSeq and is a predicted model, not a curated record. Gene Ontology annotation, molecular function: nucleic acid binding; ATP binding; asparagine-tRNA ligase activity. The transcript has 3 exons. Gene Ontology annotation, biological process: asparaginyl-tRNA aminoacylation. Gene Ontology annotation, cellular component: mitochondrion.